AUGUCGGACUUCAGACACAAGAGGAAACGAAGUGGCACUAGCAUGAUGUUAUUCAGGGAAAAGGAAAUCAUUUCAGUUGACUCGGAGACAGGAGGAACGGAGGAAUUUGUUAUCAUAGACAUCAUAUCUCUGACGGAGGAGAAGUUUGUCAUGGUGGUAGAGGCGAAGAGAUCUAAUUUGGGAAGCGCCAUGAAACAACUUUUGCUGGCGAUGAAGGAUACGUGGGACAUAAACGGUCAAGGUACAGUCUACGGAUUCACGACAACGGGAGACAGUUGGCAAAUGGUCAUAUACGAUGGAAGCACGUUUGAAGUGACAGAGGACUUUAAGGUGAUGUUUCCGCCAAUGGAGGCAUUGAUUGAAGGCAGACUCGGGGUCAGGGAUUAUAUACGAUAUCGAAGCGUACAGCGACAGUCACAUCCUCCAACGUGGAAUACGAUGGGUGACGAUAACAACCUGAAGAAGCGAAAGUCGAAGUGGACUACUUCGUAUCCGAACAUGACCAUUGCGCAAGCAGAGGAAAGACUAGGUUUCCGAAUCCGAUCGCUCAAAGGGAUACCGGUCCAGAGAAUGCUCGCAAACGCAAAUGAAGGAGAGAGCCCGGAUGCCAUCUUGACGACCAAGGAAAAGGUGUAUGAUCACAUAUUGGAAUAUCUUCAAAUCGAAGGAUAUCCUACGGAAGGGGAUCCGGACUUUAAAGAAUCGAACAUUAAUCAUCUGGUAUAUGCGACCAUCAGUCCAAUACUUAGGGAUUUUAUAUGCAAGACCGGACGCGUGACUGUGCAGUUACGGAGCGAGAAAGAGAUUGUCUCUACCGACGGUGAAACAGGAGGCACGGAGGAAUUUGCUGUAUUGGAUCUGAUUUCGGUGAAACAAGAAAGGUUCAUCCUCAUAGUAGAGGCAAGGAGAUCUUCUUUGGGACAGGCGAUGAAGCAGUGUCUGUUGGCGAUGAAAGCCAUGAGAGACAGCAAUGGUGAAGGCAAGGUGUAUGGCUUCGUUACGACGGGGGAGCAAUGGCAAAUGCUUGAAUAUGAUGGUACAUCGUUUCGGAAGACGAACAUCAUGAUUGUGGUAUUUGAUUCAAUGGAUGACGAGAAAGAGAAAUGGUUGAAGGAGAAUUCCAUCUUGGUGGAUUGCAUCAAAUUCGCAUUGAGCAAUGGAGGAUUGAAGGCAGACUCAGGGUCAGGGAUUAUGUAA
Morchella importuna is the source of this 1197-nucleotide messenger RNA. RefSeq lists its product as uncharacterized. Lineage: Eukaryota; Fungi; Ascomycota; Pezizomycetes; Pezizales; Morchellaceae. The record is from RefSeq and is a predicted model, not a curated record. The transcript has 7 exons. Bases 1 to 1197 code for a protein of 398 amino acids.